Fomitopsis serialis is the source of this 1800-nucleotide messenger RNA. RefSeq lists its product as uncharacterized. Gene Ontology annotation, molecular function: protein binding. The coding region runs from base 347 to 1657 and encodes 436 amino acids. The record is from RefSeq and is a predicted model, not a curated record. The transcript is spliced from 2 exons. NCBI's taxonomy places the organism in Eukaryota, Fungi, Basidiomycota, Agaricomycetes, Polyporales, Fomitopsidaceae.
CGCAUCCUCUGAUUCACUACCCCACCGUGAAACGACGGCAGACCUGUAGCUAGAGGCGAGUGCGCGUAUGAAUGUCCUCGGCUUGUCAUGCUGCUAGACGAGCCUUCUGCCGCUUGGCAUGCAAUUCUGCAGUUGUCUUCCCGCCCACAAGGCGAUGUGGACUAUGCCGCAGAAACAUCCGCUCGAUCGUAUCCGUUGCACAUAGCCUGGCGGGGUCUGACCUCAAGCCGCUGGAGUCCAGGUCAUCGCCCACCACUAUCCCAGCCCCGAAGGAACCGCGACCAGCUGUGCCUGCACCGCGUAUAUCUGACGCCGAAAUAGAGGCACGCCUAGCUGCCGCUUCUCGAUGGCAAGGGAAAUCGGUAGCCGUCAGGUUGCACGAUCAAUACAAGAAGUUGGGCUACGUAACACUCAGCGAACGCUCUUUGCUCUCCUGAGCGGAAGGAUAGACAGACAGUUGUUGAAGUACUACGAGAAGGCACUCGACUUCAAGGCUGAUGCCACCGUAUGGGCGAUGCUGGUCUGCAAUGCCUCCACGAAGCUUGACGCUGCUGCUACGGUCGCCAUUUAUACCGCAGCUCUGUUCAACGGUAUUCGCCCGACGAAUGCGCUGCUGCACCCGGUUCUGCGCGCCCUAUGCUCUGGGAGUCUUCGGCCGCCGAGCGAAGAGUCUAUUGAUCAUGCCAUUAAACUAUAUAAAGACUUUAUCGAGGCGAAUCCUGUGUCGGAGUCGGUACCCGUCGAUGGCGAUGCGUAUGACACAGCGCAGAACCAAGUAGAGGGUUCUCCCUCAGCUGGUGGCGUCACCACUCCCGAUACCGCCAUCUACAACACUCUUCUACGCGCGUUGGCAUCCUCCUCGAAUAUCAAGAAAUACUUCCCCAUCGCAUUGUCGCUGUUCGAGGAUUUACGAUCCCGCGGCGUUGCUGCUGACGCGAUGACAUCGACGUCGCUCAUCGUUCUCCUCAUGCGCACCUCUCCAACAUACGAAGAGGCUUUCAGGGUCUACCGGACCUUUGGCCAGUCUAAGGACGGGAAACUUCGUCUCGACGGAGAAGGAUACAACGUUGUCCUGAACACCUUUUGCAAUAGAGUUAAGCUGUCCGACACACGCAUUCCUCCAGCCCAUCUCUUCUUCGAAAUCGUCAAGGACAUGCGCGCCGCUGGCCACCCAGUUUCGGCCAAGGUCUACACCUUGAUACUGAAGCGGCUGGCCACCCUCGCUAUCAGGACUCACAUCGACGUUCCUGCGGAGGAUCGCCAGGCGGAGCUGGCGCGAUUGGCCGAGCAAGUCAAGCGUGUACAGGAAGUGCUCCUUCUCGACCCACUCACGCCCGAUACCGCGCUAUGGAACCAGUUAAUGGACACGUACCAGCGCGCGCAAUGUUUCGAGGAUGCAAUGGCCGUCUGGGAGAUAUUGUAUCGUUCGUCGCGGCUCGACAAUGCCAGUGUCAGCGUUAUCCUGGACGCCUGCUCGUACGCCAAUGCGUAUGGCAUCGCGACGAAGAUCUGGGGCAAGCUCAUAGAAUCGCGUUUUCCGCUCAACCUGCAUAAUUGGAGGACAUGGCUGGAGUGUCUAUGUCGUAUGGGCAAGAUAGAAGAGGCAUCGAAGAUUCUGUGUCUGGAGAUGGGGAAGGGGAGGGAGCAUGUGGCAUAGCACCGGACGUCGAGUGCGCACGUAUUAUCCUUUCCUUUGCGUCGAGCAAAACCGAGGAGGGGAGAAUCUUGAUGCACAUCAAGCAGUACCAGCCUAGAGUAUGGGGGAAGCUUUGACCACGUAUCCCUGCAGUUGAACUAAGU